AUGGCUACCUUUACCAAAUUAUUUUUUACACUCUCGAUUUUUCAUCUCUUAGCUUGUUCUACCAAUGCACAACUUAUUGAUAACUUCUAUGACCAAACUUGUCCUUGCCUUCAAACCAUUGUGCGCAAUACAAUGACCAGUGCUAUCAAAAAAGAAGCCCGUAUUGGGGCUUCUAUACUCCGCUUGUUCUUCCAUGAUUGUUUUGUAAAUGGAUGCGAUGGAUCAAUUUUAUUGGAUGAUACUGACACCUUUAUCGGUGAGAAAAAAGCCCAACCUAAUAACAACUCAGUCAAGGGUUUCGAAGUGAUUGAUAACAUUAAAAACAGUGUUGAAGCUUCAUGCAAUGCCACUGUCUCUUGUGCCGAUAUUCUAGCACUUGCAGCAAGAGAUGGAGUAGUUCUGCUUGGAGGACCCUCAUGGACAGUACCACUUGGAAGAAGAGAUGCAAGAACAGCAAAUCAAAGUGCAGCAAAUAGCCAAAUCCCUAGACCAUCCUUUAACCUAACCAGACUCACUACAAUGUUUUUAGCCAAGGGUCUAACUGCAAGUGAUCUCACAGUACUUUCUGGUGCACACACCAUAGGCCAAGGAGAGUGUCGAUUGUUCAGAACUCGCAUAUACAAUGAAACCAACAUUGACACAAACUUCGCAACCUUAAGAAAAUCCAACUGUUCUUUUUCUAGUGACAAUGACACCAAUUUAGCACCACUUGAUACUCUCACUCCAACAAGUUUUGACAACAAUUAUUAUAAAAACCUUGUUGCAAGCAAAGGUCUAUUCCAUUCUGAUCAAGUCCUUUUCAAUAAUGGGUCUCAAGAUAAUUUGGUUAGGAGUUAUAGUACCAAUGAGGCUGCUUUUUCUACAGACUUUGCUGCUGCUAUGGUGAAACUGAGUAAAAUCAGUCCUCUCACUGGGACUAAUGGGGAGAUCAGAAAGAAUUGUAGGCUUGUGAAUUGA
Medicago truncatula (barrel medic) is the source of this 957-nucleotide messenger RNA. Its product is annotated as peroxidase P7. Gene Ontology annotation, biological process: response to oxidative stress; hydrogen peroxide catabolic process. Bases 1 to 957 code for a protein of 318 amino acids. The transcript is spliced from 3 exons. NCBI's taxonomy places the organism in Eukaryota, Viridiplantae, Streptophyta, Magnoliopsida, Fabales, Fabaceae. The record is from RefSeq and is a predicted model, not a curated record. Gene Ontology annotation, molecular function: peroxidase activity; heme binding.